UAAUAUUCAUAGACGUCUACAAAUUAAUUGUAGUUACUCAUAUAUAUUUUAUGGUAAAAAAAAACAUGAAAAUUUUUUAUAAUAAAUACGUAAGCUAAAUAAUUUACAAGUGAUAAAUAAUAAAUAUUUCCCAUUACUAUUUUUAUCAAACAGUAAAUUUAAAUGAAUACAUAAAAAUAUAAAAUGUCAAAUGACUGUGAAAAUUCAUUGAUAACAAGAUUAAAUAAUAAAGCUAAAGUAGAUUUCACGAACAAAAAAUUAAAAGAUGUUGCUUCCCGACUACCUAUGAUAUAUGAAGAAGGUUUAAAAAACAAAAAUAUAAAUAAAUAUGAAAGCUCAUAUGUAUUUUUCAAACGUUACUUAAAUAUAGUAGCAUGGGCUAAAAAACAAAAAGCGUAUAAUGAUGCCCCUAAUAAUUAUCAACAAAUUGUGCCUAAACAAAUUGAAGAGGUUAAAGCUCUCGUAGAUAGUUUAUUAACAAAAUUAAAAUCUGAUCAACAAGUGAUAAGCGAACCAAAAAAUAAAAAACAAGAUGAAGAUUCAUACCUCGACAAACUUUCUAGUUGUCCCGACAUUCCAGAUGACGAACCUGUUCAUAAUAACAAUAAUAAUAAUAACAAUAAUGUUAUUAAAAUAAAUAAUAAUAAUAAUAUUAAUAACAAUAGCAAUAAUAAAAUUAUCAAUGAUAGUGAUAAUAAAAAUCAAUUGGAAGGUUUUAUAAAAUGUCAAGAAUUAUUCCCAGCAAUAAGCAACAGUAGAACUUUGAUACUGGAUGUCAGACCUGAAAAUGAUUACAAAUUGUCACGAAUUCAAGCGAGGAAUUGUAUUAAUAUACCUGAAAGUUGUAUCCACCUUGGCUCUGUUGCUACGAAAUAUUCCAAUUACAUUAAGGAUCCUAAUGAUGUAACACUUUAUGAAGAACGCAGCAAACAAUACAUCGAUUUAUUGGUACUAGUAGACUGGCAUACAACUCAUGAUAAAUUAAAACCGUCUAGCCCAAUAGCGUUGAUGAAAGAAAUAUUAACAAAAUGGGAUCCAGGAAAAACUAAAGGCGAUCUCGUGAUGCUCGAAGGUGGUUUCAACGAAUGGAUAAAUGUCUAUCCGCAAUUUGUAACUGAUCCGAAUGUCACCUGUCCAUCAGAUUGGGAUGACCAUCCCGAGUAUGAUGUAAUGCCGAAGAUAGAAUAUCCUAGUUACUUGAACACAGAUCCAAAGCGACCUGAAUCUACCACUGGUAGAUUUAAUCCUAAACGUAUUACUGAAAUUAAUGAGACAUUAGACGAAAUAAGUAAUUCAGUUUCACGGCUGUCACAAGAUUUUAAUCAAAUAGACAUUGAUACAAGUAAAAGUAAUAGCUUUGAUAAUAAUAGUGAUAAUGAUGAUACGAGAACUAAAUUUACUGCUAAAGUUAAAACAAGUAUGCCAGUAAUUGAUCGUACUAAGAAACCUACCAAUAAGGAUCCGGAUAUUUUGGAGUACUUUGAAAUUUUGAAGCAACGUAAUGAUCUUGCUGAAUAUCAAGAGAAAUUAGAAAAUCAGUGGUACAGAAUUGAACAGGGGAUCCUUGAGUUGGUUAAAGACGACGUUGAUACCGCGGAAAAAAUACAGGAGAGAAAUCUUGUCAAAGAAACACUUGAAAAAAUACUUACAGAUAAAAAAUAUAAUAAACGACAGGUAAAUGAUAAAAAAGUUUCACUUAAAAAUAAACUUGCGUAUUGUUCUGCCGAAGAAACAAAAUUAGAUAUUCGAUAUGGGGAUAUAGAAAAUCGAAUUAAAGAGACUCAAUUAAAGCGUGAAGAAGUCUUGAAAAAUAUCGAAAAAAUAAUAACAGAAAGAGAAGAAUUUAAUAAAAAUAAAACAAAUAAAUAUGACAAUGAAAUAUAUAAAGAGCCAUUAAAAUCAGAAGAUGCUACGGUAACAAUAAACUCUGAUUUAAAAAGAUCUUUGUCAAGCCCAAAUCUCGCCCAGGUAAAAAAGAUUAAAUUAACCAGAGACUAUGAAAAUUUGAAAAAGCCAACAUUUGAUCGGUCAUCCAAGCCCUCGGAUUUACGUAAAAAUCAAUAUGGCAACAAUUAUAAUAAAUCUGUUGAUGACUCAAAUCUUUCUCAUAUGAAACCAGUUUUUAUGGAUAAUAUGCAACGAGGUACAACUGGAUUAAAAAAUCUUGGCAAUUCAUGUUACAUGAGCUCGAUAAUUCAGUGUUUAAGUAACACUCCAUAUUUGUCAACGUACUUCAGAAACAACAGUUACGAAGAUGCGUUAAGUAAAAACGGUAGUUAUGGAAAAAAUGAAAAAUUAGUAACAGCAUUUGCCCAAGUUAUUAAAUCACUGUGGACUGGUACCAUACGUCACAUUUCACCAAUCGAACUCAAGUUGACGUUAGGAAGUUUAAGUAACGCCUUUGGUACAAAUGAACAACAAGAUUCACACGAAUUUUUAAUUCUUUUGCUGGAGUGGAUGCAUCUCGCCCUCAGAACGGAUAACAAAGAAAUUCGUCCGAAUACUCCGAUGACUGAGGCCGAGAAACAAUACCAGCAAUCAUUGGAAGGGAAGAGAUCGGUGUUGAGUGAAUUAUUUAAUGGACAAUCACGUUCUACAUGUACAUGUAUAUCUUGCGGGUUUCAUAGUGAGACUUAUGAAACCUUCAAUAGUUUAACACUUUCAGUGCCUGAAAAUUCACCAUGUGAAUUGUAUGAUUGUAUUGGACAAUAUUUAAGUGAGCAAAGUAUAAGUGAAUGGAAGUGUCCUAAAUGUAAAGUUGCGCGGCCAGCAACCAAAAAAUGUGAUUUUGUAAAAUUGCCGCCAAUUAUUAUUAUUCAUUUGAAUCGUUUUAGUGGAACUGAUGGAAUAAUGACUAAAAAAAAUACUUAUGUUAAAUGCCCGCUUGUUAAUCUUAAGUUACGUCAUCUUGUUGCUAAUGACAGUACCAAAAAUUAUAGUUAUGAUCUGUACGGUCUUUCGCAUCACAUUGGUGGCAUUCAUGGCGGGCAUUAUACGGCCUAUUGUAAAAAUAAUCAAAAAUGGUUUAAAUAUGAUGAUGAUCGAGUAUCAGCUGUAAGUGAAUCAGAUGUUAAGAACAUAAGCUCCAGUGCCUACUUAUUGUUUUACUCAUCAAUAAGACACGAUUCCUUUAUAAAUUCGCACUAAUAAAUUAAUUAUUAUUUAAUGAAUUAUAUAUUUGAACAAUUAAUUAAGUAUGGCUUCAAAUAUUUUAUAAAUAUAAUUUAUAAAUUUUAAUAAUCUGCCAUAUUUAUUAUUAUGUAUAUAUGUUUAUUUAGAAACAAAUUAUAGUAAGCAAUUGUUGAUAUUAAUUAUUAAUUAUUAUAAAUAA
This is a messenger RNA of Microplitis mediator, 3331 nucleotides long. Its product is annotated as ubiquitin carboxyl-terminal hydrolase 8-like. Gene Ontology annotation, molecular function: cysteine-type deubiquitinase activity. The transcript has 12 exons. The coding region runs from base 184 to 3147 and encodes 987 amino acids. The record is from RefSeq and is a predicted model, not a curated record. Lineage: Eukaryota; Metazoa; Arthropoda; Insecta; Hymenoptera; Braconidae. Gene Ontology annotation, biological process: protein deubiquitination.